Perkinsus marinus ATCC 50983 is the source of this 933-nucleotide messenger RNA. Its product is annotated as membrane associated RING finger, putative. NCBI's taxonomy places the organism in Eukaryota, Perkinsozoa, Perkinsida, Perkinsidae. Gene Ontology annotation, molecular function: zinc ion binding. The record is from RefSeq and is a predicted model, not a curated record. Bases 9 to 803 code for a protein of 264 amino acids. The transcript is spliced from 8 exons.
CUUACCCCAUGUCGUUGGAAGCCCGGACUACUCUCGAGGGGGUCUAUGCCCACGUUAUAGCGCGGUCAGCAGCUCGACGGUAUCUGCACGACCUUUACGAGGAGGUUGAUUCGAAACCCUGCAAGACUAGUGAGGAAAGAAUUUGUCGUAUCUGUGCUGGUACUGCAGCUGAUGGAAGAUUGAUAUCCCCUUGUCGGUGUAAAGGAUCGAUGAAAUACGUUCAUGUCGAAUGUCUGAAUCAGUGGCGAAAAGUCGCCGCUAAUCGGGACAACUUCUUCCAGUGUCAAACUUGCAAGUACAAGUAUAAGUUUAAAAGGACUUGGUUUGCCGGGUUGUUGACGAACCCUGUUAUAGUUGGUCUGUGCACCAUGUUUGUUCUCCUCCUUCUUAUAGUGCUGUGUGGAUUCUUUGGAUUGAUGCUUGGUUAUUUCUUCCCAUCAGAGGAAGAAGACGUGGGAUUCCUAUGGUUCCUUAUUGCUGGCCACCGAUGGGCAUGGUAUGAUUUCCUCCUACGUGGCGUUACUAUAGUCGGUCUGAGCGGCUUUGCUCAACUGAUUUUCUAUAUUCCCCGAUUGGGAGUGGACAACCAGCCGCGAGGAGGACGGGUGGAUGUGAUGAUAUUAAUCAUCAUAGUAGCUGGGCUUAUCAAGGUCUUUGCUGAAUUGUACUCAAGUGUAAGAGAAUGGUCAGAGUAUUACCUCGCCCACGCGGAGUCCCUCAUACUGGAUGUACCAGAAGAAGACGAUGAGAAGCUGUCAAUAGCAAUACGCCAUCAGAGCUCUGUAGCUGCGAAGCACUAUUAGUUCAGUUUACUAUGUAUUGGAGUUUCACCCGAAACACGAGUGAAAAAUAUAUUUCACAACUACUGCAUAUCACCGCGAAUAUCGGGUUUUUCACGGAGUAUUGCACCACUUCACGUGAAACGGGUAGUCG